UUUUGCUUCCUGGGCAAAGGACGUGGGGGCCCUUUUCUUGACUCGGGAAAGCGGCACCCUCGAUUCUUCUCUAGGGUUAGGAUGUGGAAACUGUGCCCGGCCGAUGAGACCGGAGGAGGACCGUUGUAUCGGCUUCUAGUUGGUGUUGAGUAUGUUGUUGGACGAAAGAAUUGUGGAAUUUUAAUUCAAAAUGAUCAGUCAAUCAGCCGAAGUCAUGCAGUUCUUUCAGUUAAUCAUCCCCAAGUGAAUCUUAGUCAAUCUUCAUCAUUUCCUGAAUUAACUUUAAAAGAUACUUCAAAAUAUGGUACCUUUGUUAAUGGAAAAAAGCUACAAAAUGGUGAUACCGUAACAUUAAAUACUGGUGACAGAAUCACUUUUGGAGUCUAUGAAAGCAAGUACAGAGUAAAAUAUGAACCACUGGUAGUGUGUUCUUCAUGCUUAGAUGUUUCGCAGAAAAAUAUUUUAAAUAAAAAUAUUCUUCAGCUGGGUGGCCACGUAGUAAAUGAAUGGAAUGAAGAAUGUACCCAUCUUGUUAUGGUUCUAGUCAAAGUUACUGUGAAGACAAUAUGUGCACUGAUUUGUGGUCGACCAAUUAUGAAGCCGGAAUAUUUUGAUGAAUUUAUCAAAGCCAUUCAAGCAAAGCAACAGUUACCACUGCCUGAAAGAUUUUUUCCACGAGUUGAUGAACCAAGUAUUGAGAAUGAAAAUAUAGAUCUGACCAAGUGUCCUAGAAGAAGAACUAUUUUUAGAGGAAAAUUUUUUAUGUUUCUAACGGCAAAGCAGGUAAAUGGCUCACUAUUCAAAGCCUUGUCUAGCCCAAGGACAUGCAAAUUGAGUUCAGCGAUUAAGCUUGGAGGAGGAGAGGCAAGACUGUUGACUGACGAAACAGAAUAUGCUGCUGCUUUAAUAACAUCUAACACUUGUGUCAUUGAAGUAGGAUCUACAAACUCCCAACCAUCAGUUUCUACUUUGGACACAAAAUGGAUUGAUAAUAUCACAGCUGCUUUACGAAGGAAGAACUACAGAACAAUCUCAGAGGCAGAAAUCGGUUUAGCGGUUAUUUUUGCAUCUACAGAAAAAUACUGUAAUCCUCAAAUUUCACCCAGUGGAGAUAUAAAAACUGCUGCCCUGGCAUCCCAGGUCCCUGAACAAAGUCAGUCUCAGAGUGUGGCAGUGGAGGAAACAAUAAUGCCUUCCAACCAAAAGGACAUCAGUGCAUUUGUAGCUGACACAGAAAUGGAUGAAGUGAUGGACACAUUACUUAUAGAAUUAUCACAAGAGGAAACAAAGGCUGCAAUCCAGUCACAGGAUAUAAUGAUUGUUAGGGAGACUCCAGAAGGAACAGGCCAUGGAAACCGAGAGAGAAUCUUGCCCCAUCUAAAGAAGACACACGGAGCUGACUUCACCAGUCAAACAUGUUUAUCUUCUGAAAUUUCAAGUCAUAACAGGAACAGAAAGGAAGAUUCACAGCAACUCAGUUCAAUUAAAAAUUACUUUCAGGCCACUGUUAAAAAAAGAGAAAGGAAUGAAAAAUUAGAAACACCAUUAUCAAAACAUGCAAAGAUGGAUAAGAAGUCAUCACAGGUUUCCCAUCAAACACCAUCUGUACCUUUUUUGCUACGGGAAAAUAAUGUGGAUUCUCAAAAAGGACAGUGUGCAGCAACACAAAGAGUAAGUGUCUCAAACAUGGACUCAAAAAAAUCUUCAAUAGUGGAAAAUAACAAGUUAGAGCAAACAGGAAUGGAAAGUAUCCCUGUUGAAAUGCCUGCAUCAAAGAAGAGAAAGAAAAUAGAGGAGCCUGUGGAAGAUGAAGCUUCAUUAGAACUUGUAUUUGCAAGCCAAGAGUUGGAUCCAGAAGAGAAUAUAGGAGUUCAGGAUGAAAAUGCAAAGAAGAAAGUGAAACUGGAUCUUAAAGAAACCACUUUAAGAAACAAAGAAACAAAAAUAGAAGCCACUAGAUUUUUGGAAAAAAAUGCGGAAUCCCUUCCAGCAGAAAACCAGAAAGAAGAAAUCAAAGAAGAGCCACCAGAACCUAAUUCAAGUAAAUGUGGAGAUGUUUCAAGUUAUCUCCCUAGUAAACUUUUGCUAAUGGAAUUUAGAUCUUUGGUUGUUACACAGCCAAAGAAAAUCAAUCCUCCAGCAAAUUCAGACUACGGGCAUCUGAGCAACUUUAAAAAAUUUAAAAAGAUAGCUUAUCCUGGGGCAGGGAGGCUUCCAAACAUUAUUGGAGGAUCAGAUCUGAUAGCUCAUCAUGCUAGAAGAAACCCUGACAUGGAAGAUUGGUUAAGACAAGAAAUGGAGGAGCAGAAUUGUCAAACAAGAGAGGAGUCACUUGCAGAUGAUCUGUUCCGAUAUGAUCCGCGAAUAAAAAGAAGAUAAUUGUACCUCUAAAUGCUUGCUAGUAAUAAACUGCAGUAUCAAAGAGUUACUUUAUAAUCAACCACAUCUGCUGAAAAUGUGACUUUUUAAAAAGAAUGUUUCUGUUUAUAAGAAACAGAACUUGAGACUAGUCCAAUUAGUGAUGGAUCCAAAACUAGCCAAUUUUCUUGUAGGCUUUGAAAUAUUAACCCAAAGGAAAAUAUUCAACAUCUAGUCUGAGCCAGAGAGGAAUUUUAUGUUUCCUGCAUUUGCAUAAUUUUCAAGCCUCUUUCAACCUUGUUACUAUUUACUGAAAUCCUCCCACCUACAUUUGUGUUGCAUGUCGGGUACAAGGAAUUGUGGGAAAUGUAGUUUUCCCAGCCUAGAAAAUCCAUUGAAUAGCACUGAAAACCUUGCUUUCAGUAUUUCCAUUAAAUACACUGUUGUAGCGUGUGGUGAAAACUAGUGGAUGAGGGAAGGUCUACAGAGCUGUUCUUGGAGUAGCUAGAAAGUUUAGUGAGAGAGGCACAGGAAGAGACAGAUGAUUCUGAAAGUAUUGCCAUGCACCUAUAGGAUUGUGGGAGCAAGAUACUGUAUUGUGCUGAUGAUUAGAGAUUUCAUCUAAACAAUCUUGGAACAAAUCUUGAAAAUAUCAAGCUUUUAGUAGCAUUCCAACAUAGGAAAGUUAUGGUUUUGGGUUUUUUUGCUGACCAGGAGUUUGCUUGUUGUCAGAUACUGAACUUAAUAUGUUUUAUGCCUUUAGAAUUCCAUUUCAAGGCACAUUUUAAGAACUUUCUAUGAAAGCCUUUGUUUUUAUAAAAAGAAAUGGAGAUACCACAUUUUUAAAAGGUAAUUUUAAAGUUUGUGUUUAAUUUAUGCAUUGCAUAAAUUAAACACAAAAGAUGUGUUUAUAGAUGUAUCUAUUUAUAAAAGAUGGACCUUUUAAUACGUCACACUUAUUAAACACAAGUUUAAACCAGAUGUUACAGACUAGUCCCUGUAAUAUUAACUACUCCCUUAACUAGUUCUAAGAAAAAGAUCCUGAUCCGGGAAUUUGAAGUAGGAUGUGCUUCAAAUUCCUUUCACAAUGGAUUUUCAGGGAAUUUCUGCCUGCUUAAAUAUAAAGGUUAAAUAAAAAGGUCUUUUUUAGUAUCUUAUUUUAAAUUUAGGAGUCUUCACUGUCAAGUUGAAUCACUCCAAUAUAGAUUUGCACUACAUAUUAUGCUAGAUAAAUGAAUAUUUUGUUGGUUUAGCUGAGUUAUUUUCAACUGGAGAAUCAUACCACAAAACAGCCAUUUGUGUAAACUAACCAAUAAACAUUUUCUGUGAGGAAAUGUG
Messenger RNA from Pantherophis guttatus, 3696 nucleotides. The record is from RefSeq and is a predicted model, not a curated record. Lineage: Eukaryota; Metazoa; Chordata; Lepidosauria; Squamata; Colubridae.